Molecule: messenger RNA, 855 nt
Organism: Caenorhabditis angaria
Lineage: Eukaryota; Metazoa; Nematoda; Chromadorea; Rhabditida; Rhabditidae
Source: the annotation of a GenBank genome assembly
UUGCUCCAAAAGAAGGCUUUCGCCAAGUGCGCCAAUGAACGGCAAGAUGAAAAUGGAAAGAAACUCAUCGAAGCCAACUUGACAUCGAUUCGUGUCACACACACAGGUUUGUUGACUUGAAUAUGAAAGGUUGAAUUAGAAUGGUUCUUCAUUUUCAGAUGAAGGUCGUCAACUGUCAAAAGAAGGUGCAUUCGGUCGAAAUCCGAAUCAACGGAGGAACCAUCGCUCAAAGGUCGACUGUACUUGUGAGCACCUAGAGAAGCAAUUUCCAGUUAGAAGUGUCUUCGCGGUGCUGGUCAACGCAUGGUGAGUGAUUUUUUUGAAAAAACUACGUAGAUGCGCUGUAGUUGGAAAGCGAGUUGAUUUUGAGUCAAUCAAUCAAUCAAGAACUUUUCGUGAUGGAUGGAGUUUUCAAAUAUGGUUAUCGCGUUGGUUUAGAUGUUGAAUUUUGGAUGAGAUGAUUGUUGAAAUGGUGUUAUUGGUUGAAACUGACCAAUUUCAUCAACUACUAAUCUCAUCAUUUCAACAAGUCACCAGUAUAGUUCGAUUAGCGCCAAUGUUCGCUAUCGAGUAUUCACCAUCUCAACCAAAAACAUAGAAAUCUCUGAAAACUCACAUCCACCACGAGAUAAUCGACCAUAGAAGUCGAGUCGAUAAAACCCAUCGACUCAAGUUGACUUGACAACAAAAAUACAAAUUGCAAAAUAUUUUGUCUAACUCUAUUCAUUUCCAGAACUCAUACCAACACUCGUCUUCAUUAAUUGGACAUCAAAUCAGCUCAAAAUGCAUUGGAAGCAACUACUUUGUCGGACGGAUGCAUCGCCUCUAGAAAUCUAUGUUCGAAAUCGAAACUAG